GUUUGAUCCAUUGACAAUGAAAAUACCUAAUAAUGUACUUGGGAAAUGGGACUGGGAGGAGUUGUAGUUGUUUGUGUAAAUGCAAGGUACCGACUACUGAGUGCCCACAAAAUUUAUAUGUCAAUGAGAGAAAAUGUUGCAGAGACUGACUAAUGGGGUCAACAUUUACAUCUUUUAUUUUCGAAAGAGCAAGAAUACCAAAGGGAAAAAAUAGAACAAAAUAGCAAUUGCAUUAAAUUAAAGUUAUAGCUGCAAGGCAAUGGUAGUUAUUGAGGGAUGUGAACUUCUUUAUAUCAGCAGUUAAUGAGACUGACUACUAUGGUUGUGGUUGUUGACAUUAACUUUUCUCCAGUUCUUCCAACUUAAAUGAGCAUCAGAUGCAAAGCUGUUAAUAUGAGCUCUCAACAACCCAAACUUCUCUUCUGGUUUUUGUUGGUUGAAUUACGAAAGUAAAUGGCAAUUCUUGAAAUGGGGUUGUUCAAGUUUCUUAAACAAAGUGUUUGUGUUGCAGUGAUGGUAGUUGGUGCUCUCAACUUUUCUGAGUCCGCAGUUUACGUUCAUUUUGAUCAAACUCCCCUAGCUUGGUCAAGGUUCUCUACUGCUCUUUUUCGGUACUCAAUUGAAAGGCCGGAUGGUUCUAAUGCUUGCCGGAACAAUAGUUGUUCUAUUUACUGUGAGCUAGAUGGCCAGAGAUUGAGACCAUGCCAUAUCGAUACCAUAGUACUGAAAAACUUAACUGCAAAUCAUGAGCACAACUUCCUUCUCAAUGUCACAACCUGUAAUGGAGACAAAAACUCUUCAGCUUAUUCAUGGUUUAUUGAUACAAUCCCACCAACAGCAAUUAUUUCAAGUGAACAGAAUUACACGAGUGCGGAAAAAAUUACAAUUGACAUUACAUUCUCUGAAGCUUGCACAGGACACUGUGCUGUUAUUGUUGAUGGUCCAGCUCAUGUCCAAGCAUCCUCGCUAAGCAUCAUCAAACCUGACAUCAAAUACAGCCUCCUAUUAGUUCUAUCCCUGAAACGUAUAUAUGGGCGUGUUGUGGUUAGAAUGGCUGAUGAUUUUUGUAAGGAUCGGGCAGGAAACAAUUUUACAAGGAGCAAUGCUUCCACCACAAUCAUUCACUUUGAUAGAAGACCUGUGCUGGUUGAUCUUUGGUCAUCUGUUCCAUCAUAUAAGUUGACAAUCAACGGGGUCCCCAGAACUGUUUUUGCAACUAACAUAAGAGAGCAAUUGGAAUUGUACUUGGAUUUCAGCAUUCCAGUCAUAAAUUCAACAGAGCAGAUCCUAACUGCAUUAGAUGUGAAUUCUGGUAGUCUAAUACCUGUUCACGAGAGAACUCUUGGAAAUCGCCGAUUUCUUUUUAGUCUCAAGAAUAUUGCAUCAGAAACAGAAAUCAUCACAGUCAAACUACAAGCUGGCUUAUUGAUUGGCAGAACAGGCACUCCUGUCUCACCUGUUGCCUCACUCACAUUCCUCUAUGAUUGCAAGAAGCCGGGAGUAGGGCUUAGUACCAGCUCACACAAUGUUACCAAGGAGUCCUAUAUCGAUGUAAUAGUUGAGUUCACAAAGCCAGUUUUUGGUUUUGAAGCCUCCAUGAUAAAAGUGAAUGGAGGGAGACUCAUAAGGCAGGUUUAAAGAACUUUCAAGAGCUCUUUACUCUUUGACUGCCCUGGCUGUAACUAAUAAUAUGGUGUCAAUUACUAUUCCUGAGGGGAAAGUCAAUGAUAUUUCAGGAAAUAUGAAUGUGGCAUCCAAUAGACUUGAAAUAAUUCACUGUAAGAAUAAUUACUUUUCCCUUUCCUUUUUAACUACUGUAGUUUUAUCAUAAUCCGUGCAUUGGCAGAUUUUAUUUUUCAGAAUAGGCAAAUCCACAGGUUAAUAUGUGGAAUUUUCCAUGGUAGAAGAAUAGUUUAUUAUCAAGUGACAAUAGUAUAUUGUAUGGCAUGACUACUGUUUCUCAAAUUCUGGUUUUUUUAUGUACAUAGAUUCAACACCUGAAAUAUCAACAGCACUACACUCAUUUGUGACUG
Durio zibethinus is the source of this 2033-nucleotide messenger RNA. NCBI's taxonomy places the organism in Eukaryota, Viridiplantae, Streptophyta, Magnoliopsida, Malvales, Malvaceae. The record is from RefSeq and is a predicted model, not a curated record.